This is a messenger RNA of Centropristis striata (black sea bass), 2301 nucleotides long. RefSeq names its product ddb1 and cul4 associated factor 7 (gene dcaf7). The record is from RefSeq and is a predicted model, not a curated record. Gene Ontology annotation, cellular component: nucleus. Bases 243 to 1271 code for a protein of 342 amino acids. NCBI's taxonomy places the organism in Eukaryota, Metazoa, Chordata, Actinopteri, Perciformes, Serranidae. The transcript has 7 exons. Gene Ontology annotation, molecular function: protein binding.
GCCGAGUGUGUUUCGUUGGACUUGACAACGCUUCAGGUCACAACGAGCAAUGCUACUCUUUGUUAAGUAAAGUGGUGAGAAAUCUUGUUCCAAGACAAGAUUUAUUUAAUUAAAUGGUAAUUACCACAUCCCCUGCUGACAUUUGUCACUCCAAGUUUAAAUAAGCGGUCAUAGUUGGCUUGCGCGACUACUUAUUUCGCAGUUAGCUAACGCUAGCGUGUUAGCUGCUCGGACAACAGAGGAUGUCGCUUCACGGCAAAAGAAAAGAAAUCUACAAAUACGAGGCGCCAUGGACAGUGUACGCGAUGAACUGGAGCGUCCGCCCGGACAAACGUUUUCGGCUCGCACUGGGCAGCUUUGUGGAGGAAUACAACAACAAGGUUCAGCUGGUGGGUUUGGAAGAGGAGAGCUCGGAGUUCGUCUGCAGGAACACGUUUGACCACCCUUACCCCACCACCAAGAUCAUGUGGAUCCCGGACACCAAGGGGGUGUACCCGGACCUGCUUGCCACCAGUGGGGACUACCUACGCAUCUGGAGGGUCAGCGACACAGAAACACGUCUUGAAUGUUUGCUGAACAACAACAAGAACUCAGACUUCUGUGCGCCCCUUACCUCCUUCGACUGGAACGAAGUGGAUCCCAAUCUGCUCGGUACGUCCAGCAUCGACACCACCUGCACUAUCUGGGGGCUGGAGACCGGUCAGGUGUUGGGACGAGUUAACCUGGUCUCUGGACACGUGAAGACUCAGCUGAUCGCUCAUGACAAAGAGGUGUAUGACAUCGCGUUCAGCCGUGCAGGAGGCGGUAGAGACAUGUUUGCCUCAGUGGGAGCCGACGGAUCUGUCCGCAUGUUUGACCUCCGGCACCUGGAGCACAGCACCAUCAUCUAUGAAGACCCCCAGCACCACCCGCUGCUCCGACUCUGCUGGAACAAGCAGGACCCCAACUACCUGGCCACAAUGGCCAUGGACGGCAUGGAGGUGGUCAUCCUUGAUGUUCGUGUGCCGUGCACUCCGGUGGCUCGGCUGAACAACCAUCGCGCUUGUGUCAACGGCAUCGCCUGGGCGCCUCACUCCUCGUGUCACAUCUGCACUGCAGCCGACGACCACCAGGCUCUGAUCUGGGACAUCCAGCAGAUGCCACGAGCCAUCGAGGACCCCAUCCUGGCCUACACGGCCGAAGGGGAGAUCAACAACGUGCAGUGGGCGUCCACGCAGCCGGACUGGAUCGCCAUCUGCUACAACAACUGCCUGGAGAUCCUGCGUGUCUAAAGCCACAGAUGCUGAGAUGAAGAAGAGAAGCUCCUUCUUGUUUCAGAUUUUUUGGACUUAAUUUCAAGACAAGGACAAGGUCACGACUGAACUUUCUCAAUUUGGAGUACCACACACACACACACACACGCACACACACACACACAAAUGCACACACCUGCUCCACAAUAACCUGGUUUACAUUUUCCCCCUUUACUCCACGGUUCUAUUCUAUUCAACGUGUUUAAGCUCUUAUUUAUUUUUGCUCACGAGGUAGUGAACUCUGUCUAUGAAAAUCAGAUUUUUAUACUUCUUGGUGUGAUUUCGGCCAGCUGUGAGAUUAUCCUGAAGGGUUUCAAUGUUGUGUGUUUCAUCUGUUUGAGUUGUAAAGGUUGAUACAAACUACUGUAGCUGGCAGAAGAUGACCUCUCUGAUCUGUAGGAAUAUUUCGUAGCCUUCUCGUGGACUCAUACCAUAUUAUUGGUGACUCAAAGAUAUAAAAAUAUACUAUGCUUUUCUUAACCCGUGUCCGGUUUUCUCUCUCAAAGAUGAUCGAGGCUCAAAACUUGUGACCUGUGCAACUUUUAUAACUUGUAAAAUAAGCUGAGAGGGAUUCGUAUCGUCACUGCAUUGGUGUUUGUCAUCAUAUGGUGUGUUUUAGUUUGGCUGGUGACGCUGUGAGGCAGCCGUGUACAGCAACACUCAGAACCUACCAGAGCUACGUCAGCCUUUUUAACUCCCUACUUAUUCUCUUCUUUAUUUGUAGACAAUUGUGCUUUGAAAGCUGUGUUUUCCUUUCCGUGGUUAGAGUGAGUUGUGAAACGGCUUUCUGCUUCUCUUUUUUUUUGUUUGUUUGUUUGUUUGUUUUCAAUAAUAAUUAAAGGGUCAUGUCCUUGUAGCAUGCCAUUACAAGGCAAAAGUGUACAUACAUAUAAAUAUAUCAACUCAACAUGUUGGUAAGACAAGUGUUCAUGUUGUAGCUUUUUCAUAAAGUUUAUUAUUGAAUUUGCUCUAAUAAAUUGUAUUCCUCCAUGUCCUAGGAAUGAACUUG